UCCUGCGAGUGGAGGUGUCCGCUCAGUCCGGGAUGCUCCUCCCCUGCAGGCUGCCCAGCUUCAGUGCGCCUUCCCUCUGCCCCCUCUCAGAAGCACAUCCACCUCCAUGGGGACCUGCUGCUGAGCACCGGUCGCUGGUUCUACAGCACCCUUGGUUCGAUGGAUUGGUGUUGAACGGAUUUUUUUAUUUUUAUUUUUUGCCUCUGUCAACUUUUUCCAAAAUUAUUCCUGGAGUUCAUUCGUGGAAUAAUGGCUAGCGUGUCUUUUAUUGUUUUUUUCAGUCUGGAACUUUGCUAUGUUGCUGCUAUCGAGCUGCGCUUCACGUCCGACCCGCCAACGCUGAACGUCCACGGCGUCCACAGGAUGAACAAAUCCGACAACCUGGAGCUCACAUGCAGGGGCCGGCAGUACCUGCGAUGGACCACCCUUCCCACCAGCGCUCGCGUUUCCAUCAUCGACUGUAGCGGAUCGGGACUCUUUUGCACGGAGCUGCGGAUCACCAACGCCACCGUCAAUGAGACGGGACAGUACCGGUGUUCCUACCGUGAUCUCAAAGCCGAAAGCGGCAAGACGUCGGUGGCGGUUCACGUUUUUGUUCACGAUGACAGGGUGCCGUUUGUUCCGUCCGAGAAGGCAUACGAGCCGGUGUUUAUCCGGGAAGGCGAGCGGGUGGUCAUCCCGUGUCGAGGAUCUCUGGAAAACCUCAAUGUGACGCUUCAUACUAAAUAUCCAAACAAAGAGUUCCAUCCCGACGGGAAAGAUGCCACGUGGGACGCCAGGACCGGCUUCACUAUUCCCAGCCAUCUGAUCAGCUACGCCGGCAUCGUGUCCUGCCAGACCCGCAUCGGCGACGAGACGUUCGAGUCCCCCCUCUACGUGGUGGCUGUCGUCGGAUACAAGAUCUAUGACCUCACCCUGACCCCCGCGCAACUCAGGCUGUCCGCCGGGGAGCGACUGGAGCUCAGCUGUACCGCGUACACUGAACUCAACGUGGGCAUCGAGUUCAACUGGACUCACGCCGGCCUGCCUUUGACGUCCGGCAACGGUUCGAGGGCGGCUCACAUGACGCCGCACAAGAAAAAGCUGUGGGACUCGCUGGUGCUGUCCAACAAGCUGGUGGUGGACAAUGUGACGGUGGAGCACACCGGCGAGUACACCUGCACCGCCUCCAGCGGAGCCAUGGAGAAGAGCGCCUCGGCUUUUCUCAAGGUCCACGAGAAGCCGUUCAUCGACAUAAAGGAGCCAUGGACUAAGGUGUGGGAGGUAAAUGUGGGAGGCUUGAUGUCCACUUCCAUACCCGUCAAGUACUCGGCCUACCCAGAACCAGACUUUAAAUGGUUCAAAAACGGCCUCCCCCUGAAGGAGGAGCACCGGAUCAAGCAGAGAAGCGACGCCCUCAUCUUACGCGACGUCGCCGAAACGGACGCGGGGAACUACACCAUCGUCCUCAGCAACAAGAUCACCAAAGACGAGCAGAGGAGAUCUUUCCGGCUUCUGGUCAACGUUCCUCCUCAUAUCAUCGAGAAGGAGGUGGUGGUGGUGGACGCCGACGUGUUCCUGUUCGGCAGCAGCCCCGUCCUGCGAUGCACCGCCCGGGGCUUCCCCACGCCCACGCGCAUCCAAUGGCAGUGGAUGUCCAUGGGCGACUGCCCGCAGGCCUUCGUGCCGGGACUGUCGAAGUCUGAGGCGCAAAUAGUCUCCUGCAAAGCGUGGCGCGACAUCGGCAACGGGACCGCGCACAACCCCGUGGAGCGGAUCUCCACUGAUGUCGAUCACGGCCAGAAGAAAAUGCUGAGCUCCUUGAAGUUCCGGAAAGCCGAGGUCCACGCCCUGUACCGAUGCACGGCUGCCAACAAAGUGGGAAAGGAUUCCCGGGUCAUUUUCUUCCACGUCACUCGCGCCCUGGAGCUGAGCGUGUCGCCGUCCAGCGAGCCCCUGGAGGAGGAGCGCGUGACCCUGCGCUGCAAGGCCGACGGGCUGAUGUACGGCAACCUGGCCUUGUUCCGCCUGACCAACGCGUCCGGGUGGGAGCGGGCUGCGGCCGUGCAGCCGUGCCGCUCGUUGGAGCUGCCGCCGACGCCGCUGCUGCGCCUCGGCGGGUCGAACGGCGGGCACGGCACCAACGUGAGUUUGGAGCUGCUGCUGCCCAACGCUUCCCACCGGGACGAGGGCCUCUACGCCUGCCGGGUGGAAAACAUCAAGACCAAGGAGAGGAGGUGCCUGCUGCGCCUGCUGUCGCUUCGAGGUCUCGAGGCUCCGAGGAUCCUCAACAAUCUCACCGACCAAAAAGUCAACGUGAGCGCCACCGUCACGCUCCUGUGUGACGCCGCCGGCACGCCCGACCCAACCGUGGCGUGGACCAAAAACAACCACACGUUGGUGGAGGGCUCCGGCGUGAUCUUGAGCCGGCGCGGUCACGUGCUGACCAUCCAGCGCGUCAAGAAGGACGACGGCGGCUUGUAUGGCUGCACUGCUUGCAACAGCCGCGGAUGCGACACCUCACAGGCCUUCUUGACUACUGAAGGCGCGGAGGAAAAGACCAACGUGGAGCUGAUCAUUCCCAUCGGAUCUGUGGUCAUCGCCAUGUUUUUCUGGCUCCUGAUCGUCUUCGUCAUCCGCGGGAGAAAGAGAUCCAACGGUGGCGAUCUAAAGACGGGCUACCUCUCCAUGAUCCUGGACUCAGAAGACGUGCCCAUGGACGAGCAGUGUGAGCGGCUCACUUAUGAUGCUAACAAGUGGGAAUUCCCUCGGGACAGGCUGAAGCUCGGCGAUCCGCUGGGACGAGGCGCGUUCGGCCAGGUUGUGGAAGCCGCCGCCUUCGGCAUCGAGAGAAUCGCCACCUGCACCACCGUUGCCGUCAAGAUGCUGAAAGAGGGAGCCACGUCCAGCGAGUACCGAGCUUUGAUGUCGGAACUGAAGAUCCUCAUCCACAUCGGACAUCACCUCAAUGUGGUCAACCUACUGGGAGCCUGCACCAAGCCUGGUGGCCCUCUCAUGGUCAUCGUGGAGUACUGCAAACAUGGAAACCUGUCCAGCUACCUGAAGAGCAAGCGAGGAGAAUACAGUCCAUAUAAGAGAAAGAGAAUGGACAGCCAGAGGUGGACGUCUGCAGAGGAAGACGACGUGACUGAAGGAGAUCUCGGCCUGGGGAAGAUCGCCCAGCUGGACAUCUGCACGGGAACGGCCGACAGAGCUUCAGGCUGCCACCUGAAUCCUCAGGACGAGAGCACAGACGAAGACCACCUGACCAUGGAAGACCUGAUCUGCUACAGUUUCCAGGUGGCCAAAGGCAUGGAGUUCCUGUCCUCUCGCAAGUGCAUCCACAGAGAUCUGGCCGCCAGGAACAUCCUGCUUUCUGAGAACAAUGUGGUGAAGAUCUGUGACUUCGGUCUGGCCAGGGACGUCUACAAGGACCCCGACUACAUCCGUAAGGGAGACGCACGACUCCCUUUGAAGUGGAUGGCUCCGGAGACCAUCUUCGACCGGGUGUACACCACCCAGAGUGAUGUCUGGUCCUUCGGGGUCCUUCUCUGGGAGAUCUUCUCACUGGGAGCGUCGCCCUAUCCCGGCGUCUGCAUCGACGAGACGUUCUGCCGAAGGCUUAAAGAAGGCACCAGGAUGAGACCGCCAGAGUACGCCACCUCGGAGAUAUAUCAGACCAUGUUGGACUGCUGGCUGGACCGCCCCACGGACAGGCCCACCUUCGCCGAGCUGGUAGAGCAUUUGGGCAACCUGCUGCAGGCCAGCGCUCGUCAGGACGGCAAGGACUACAUCCCGCUGACGGCAGGAGGCGACGUGGCGGGAGCUCCGGGUUACGCCACGCCUCAGAGCAGAGACAUCCUGGAAGCUCAGCCGCACUACGACAACGCUCUGUCUCUCGGGCGGGGCGAAAUCUGCAGCCGGAGGCUCAGCGUGAAGACGUUUGACGACGUCCCCGUGGAGCACAGCGGUGUCAUGGAGGGUCACCUGGACUGUUCACCCGAGGAAGCAAAACGUUCGAGUCCACAGCUCCUAACGACGCCCGGCUUGAGGUGUGCACAGGCGAUACCAGACGCCCUCCGUGCCUGUCUGUCAUCGGGACGCCUCCCAUCUCCUCGCUAUCUCACGCCAACUGAGUGAUUGACUCGCAUCGUUCCGCCCUCUUCCUGCCACAAACAACACGACGGAUGACUAAUGAGCGGCUCUGCUGUGACGCAAAGAUGAUGAUGUUAACCUGUCAGUGGGAUGGAGGCAGGCGUGCGAUGGGUGGAGGCGAGCGGCGAUACGCCUCACUGAACAGAGAUUCCGUCUCAGCUUGGAAAGGAAGCCAAACAUCCUAAAACUUGAUUCCCACCGAUAGAAAUCAGGAGCUAUAAAUAGAUGUGGACCACCGCAGUAUUUAGCAUUGGUUAUUUUACAAGGUUCUCGGAUAAUGUGAAAAUUGUUAGACAUCCGGGGCAAUUGGGUUUCCUACUGGCUCUCUCCAGCAGUACAUGUUUGAAAUUCUUAAAAAAUAAUCAUCAUCAUCAUAUAAAUCCACUACAGUACAUGUUUUACUCUUCGUGUUCAGUGCAUUUUUAAUGGACAGUUCAGUUGUAUUUAACUUUUAAAUCCAAUUCAUUUGCAUUUAAUCUCAACAAGAGAUGUUUUUCAACAUUUACUCAGUAUGUGCAAUAGAUUUGAAUUGUCCUCAUUAUAUAAGUAGUAGUUUUUGCAUUUUUAUCUUGUCAGGGGAAAAAUGUUAACCCUUUAGUAGACGAGACAGGACAAGCACUGUGCGAAUAACGAGAGAUACAAUUCAAUAAAAACAUGCAUUCAA
This is a messenger RNA of Phyllopteryx taeniolatus (common seadragon), 4798 nucleotides long. RefSeq names its product kinase insert domain receptor (a type III receptor tyrosine kinase) (gene kdr). The record is from RefSeq and is a predicted model, not a curated record. Gene Ontology annotation, biological process: multicellular organism development; vascular endothelial growth factor receptor signaling pathway; endothelial cell differentiation. Gene Ontology annotation, molecular function: growth factor binding; vascular endothelial growth factor receptor activity; ATP binding. The coding region runs from base 250 to 4119 and encodes 1289 amino acids. Gene Ontology annotation, cellular component: membrane; signaling receptor complex. The transcript has 30 exons. NCBI's taxonomy places the organism in Eukaryota, Metazoa, Chordata, Actinopteri, Syngnathiformes, Syngnathidae.